This is a messenger RNA of Myripristis murdjan (pinecone soldierfish), 3194 nucleotides long. RefSeq names its product protein phosphatase 1, regulatory subunit 12B (gene ppp1r12b). Lineage: Eukaryota; Metazoa; Chordata; Actinopteri; Holocentriformes; Holocentridae. The transcript is spliced from 8 exons. The record is from RefSeq and is a predicted model, not a curated record. The coding region runs from base 474 to 974 and encodes 166 amino acids. Gene Ontology annotation, cellular component: cytoplasm. Gene Ontology annotation, molecular function: phosphatase regulator activity; protein kinase binding; enzyme inhibitor activity.
GAAACAUAGGAACAGGGAACACUUUUCUCUCUUGACUGCUUUGUUUGGACGUUAGCACUCUUUCCACAUUUCAGCGAAAGCCCCAGUGUUGACAGCACUGGACAGGGGCUAACAACUUGUUUGCUUUUCUACUCACAGUUAGCUUUCUGUUUCUGUGAUCUACAAAUCCUGUUCCGUGUUUCCAUUUCAUUUUUUAUCUAAUUAUUGUUUCACUGUUUGAGCUCUGAGGAAGGCGUGACUACACAUCAGCAAUCCGUCCAAACUUAGUCGCAGUUCUCUCCAACUCAUGGGACUGUGAACUUGGACUCUCAUACGUAGACACCUGUUGGUGAGGAUUCCCCAGGAACACCAAGUCAUGGGCAUCUGCGUCACUGUUGCUUGAGGGAAUCUGUGGAUGUAUGCAGCUGUUUUCUGGUUGCUUCAGUGAAUGUUCAAGUAGAGCUUGACCUGCCUGUCCAGGGUAGAGAGAGGAGAUGUCAUCCUACUACCCACGCAGCAAGGAUCUCACUCGCAGCAGGAAGUCACUGUCAGAUUCCCCACCAUCCUCACCUUCCCCUACAGCCAAAAACUUCAGACAUGACAGAGUGUCAAGAUUGGACUCUGGUGGAGGCGAGAGCAUGGCAGACAAACCGUUAGGCCGCACCAGCUCUUAUACACGGAGGGAGACAAGACUGGCUGCGCUUAAUAAGCAGGAGGAAGACUCUGGUACCAAGGACUAUAAGAAGAUGUACCAGGACGCCUUGCAUGAGAACGAGAGGCUCAAGUCCAGGUUGCAGGACAGCAAGCAAGAGCUGGCCAAGAUACGGUCCCAGCUGGAGAAAGUCACUCAGAAACAAGACAGAAUAUCUGAGAGAUCCACUGUACUUGAAUCAGAGAAAAGGGAAAAACAGGCUCUUGAGAAAAGAGUAUCAGAUAUGGAGGAGGAGUUAAAGCAGGAAGCCCCAGUGCGGUUCCGCUGUGGGUACCAGCCCUGAGGGUAGGCUGUCUCGGGGGAGGGGGGAUGAUCUUAACAGAGCUCAAGUCAGACAACCAGAGGCUAAAGGAUGAGAACGGAGCUCUCAUUCGAGUCAUCAGCAAACUGUCCAAAUGAAAGAUGUCUGAGUCACAACCUGAGGCUCCUGCUCUGUGUCAGAGCGGAUGUUCCACCCCUGAUACAGCAGUAUAAAUAUCACUGAUGUCCUAAGUUGUAGCUACUUCCAGAGUCAUGGUGAGAGGGGCCAUUUUGCCCACUCCAGAAAUACAGUCUAUUAAUCCUCAUUGGUACUGUACUUAACCAAGACCCAAAGAGAGAUGUACAGAAAUGUAGUCAAAUUUCAAUAUGGGUGCAAUGGAGUUCCAGCUAUAUUGUUUGUAUUUGAUUAGUUAGUAUUUGUUGUUUUUCUCACAUGUGCAAAUUAGGGACCAGAAGUGCUUUUUUUAAUGGGACACCAAGGCCCAAGUUCAUACAGAUCCAGGUUUGCACAGAUACUUUAAUUUUGUAACAACACAUCACAUUAUAAUCACAUUUAUUUGUUUGUUGCUACAUUGUGCACUGCAGAAAAGCAUCUUCCUAUUGUCUCAGCUCUAGAGAGGAGGGGGAGAAACUGUCAGUUUUCUUUGCAAACUACUGAGAAAGUCAUGCACUUGAUAAAAGCAUUACCUUCCAAAUGGAACAGUUUCUAUGACUCAUAACUUGAUAAUUGCCACAUCGCUUCUGUUAAAAAUGUUUUUUGUGGGGUUGUGGCCUUCACAAAUUCUUUUUUUUUUUUUUUUUUUUUUUUUUUUUUUAAACACAGUAGCUUCCAACCCACAUCUUCCAAAUCUUAGAGUGGCUGCAGGGAGGAGACAUUGUAUGUAAAAGAGAAAAUCAAAUGUUAUGUUUUGUUAUAGAAAUAUAUUUUUUAUUUAUUUAUGCAUUUCUUAGUUUUAAUCUUUCUACUUUGUUGGUUCGCUUUUAUUUAAAGGGAUACACAAAGUUUUUGGAAGAGUGGCCUUUUGGUCAGCUUAAUCAAUCAGUGAUGAGAACACACACACACACCAAAAUCAUCCAUGAAUCCCUGUUAAUUCAUUCACUCCAGUGCUCAAUGUUAACACUAUAUUGUGUUUGUUCAGUGAUUAUAGACAACUAGAACAAUCCACAGUAAGUUAUAGUGAUAAAACGUUUUAUUACAAGUUCUGGUAGAUUUAGACUUUUUAAAAAAUGAAAUAUGAUAAACUCUACAGCCAUAGUUUUCUCUUUCUCUUGGACCUACCUCAGCUUGAUAUCUACAUGCUGUUCAGUGCAUUUUUAGCUGCAGGGUCUCCCUUUACCCAGCAAAGGGAACUGUUACUCCCUGAGUGACGGCUGGAAGGCAGCCUCCCGCUCCAGGGCUGCCAACAGCGACUCGUCCCACCCUUCAUGUCACCUUCCAGAAGCCAUGUGACACCGUGGCGAGGUCUUCUCCACGACCAGCUAUCCAGCCGUAUUCUCCACACUACAAUCUAAAUGUUGUCAUUUGUUUUAUGUUGGCGAAUGAACUUUUGCCAUGUUGAAAAACUUAGGACAAGAAUUGAUAGACUGUUGUCUAAAAACACGAACAUGUGGUGUAGUUAGCCACUUGGUAUUUGAUAGGUGGUGACUAAUGGAUUAUUAGCUUGCUGGGCAACUAAAUGUUUGGUAGUUUAAAUGAUAAAAAAAAAUGAACCUUUUCCAGUCUCUCCUGAGGGAAUAGACAAGUCAUUCUACACGUACAGCAGCAACAGAGAUCUCUCGACAGGGAAAGUAGACCCUGAUGGUUCAAAAUAUAAUCCUACUUUUGUAUCACAUUUCAUGAGUUUUUAUCACUCUCUUACAAAAAAAGAAACUGCCGGCUGCAUAAUUUUAAUGACACAGCACUUAGAUUUAGAGCUUCUACAAGUUCUUAUUUCCAAACUUUUGUGAAAAUGAAAACCACAGACAAUCACUCACCCACUGUAGGACACACUUAAGUGUGAGCACUGAGCGCCGUAGGAGGGAUCAACUGGGGACACAUGGAUGAUCUGGGUCUGUCGGCUCAUUACUUAUCUUAAAAUUUGGUGUGUUCCUUUUGCAAUGCAGUAGUUUCGGAGUCCAAUGAGGGCUGCAUGUUUCAACAUUGAUGUAAUCUUUUGAUUGCACCCAAUGAAAGAUUUUGAUGGAUCAUAACUUUAUAGGGCCCUGACAAAAAAAAAAAAAAAGGAUAUGUGCCUUCCUAAAA